ACGUUUCCAGUAAUCCGAUCCCUCGAAAUCUUCCUCAGCUCCAUUUCAAGUAUCCGAUACAACCUUCAAGUGCUGACUGCGCAGGCAGCUAUGAAAAGGGAUCACAGCAAGGUCGAGGGCCCCUUCGAGGAGCCUUCUCGCACAGCUCCCCAGGCGGACUCAGCUGAGGCGUCGGCAAAUCCUGGCCCGGCCCCCGACGUUGACCUUCCCAGAACCCCUCAGAGACCCAUACGCCGUGUUAGACACUUGCCUGAAAGAGCCGCUAGAAGUAGAGCUGUCAGAAGAAUCAACCAGGCAGCCUCCAGAAACAACCCCGCGCAGAGAAUCCAACCUGCACAGAAUACCGUACCAUACUUGCCGGGCCAGGACGCAAUAGCUGGUUAUCAAGUUGUAGAUGCAAAUUACGCGACGGGGUACGGAAACAACGUGUAUCAUAUCUCGCAGCCACUUCAGCUUCAAUAUGCAGAUGUCACUCCCGCUGAAGCAUACAGCAUGUAUCCGAAUCAAGAGGCAAAUCCUCCGGUGCAAGGAGGCAUAGUAGCUGCAGCCAUGGCACAGGACCCUCAGCCAGAGCAGCCCCCAGUGCACCCCGUUGCGAGGGAUGCUGCGCUUUUCCAGAACUACGUCAACACUUUGAUGGAGGAACUCGAUCAAGGUCUAUAGAUUCUGUCCUUGGCUUUGAAUAAGGGGAAUCUGAAAUAAGACGGAAAUCUUUUCUUUUCUUUUUGAUGGCAGACAAAAAUCGACAUGCGGCACGGUUAUCAUAUCGGGCUUUUUGUUUCCAGAAUAAGUCCAAGCCGAGGAUAUUGGUUUCGAGUGUGGAGUACAUCGCUUUCAC
This is a messenger RNA of Aspergillus ochraceoroseus IBT 24754, 838 nucleotides long. RefSeq lists its product as uncharacterized. Lineage: Eukaryota; Fungi; Ascomycota; Eurotiomycetes; Eurotiales; Aspergillaceae. The record is from RefSeq and is a predicted model, not a curated record. The coding region runs from base 91 to 663 and encodes 190 amino acids. The transcript has 4 exons.